Topomyia yanbarensis is the source of this 2497-nucleotide messenger RNA. RefSeq names its product acyl-CoA Delta-9 desaturase-like. The record is from RefSeq and is a predicted model, not a curated record. Gene Ontology annotation, molecular function: stearoyl-CoA 9-desaturase activity; iron ion binding. Gene Ontology annotation, biological process: unsaturated fatty acid biosynthetic process. NCBI's taxonomy places the organism in Eukaryota, Metazoa, Arthropoda, Insecta, Diptera, Culicidae. Bases 402 to 1979 code for a protein of 525 amino acids. Gene Ontology annotation, cellular component: endoplasmic reticulum membrane. The transcript is spliced from 7 exons.
CAUGGUGAUUCAUGGUACCGACGUCAAAUGUUGGUUGUUUUUUACGAGAAGUGAACAUUAAUGGACAACAUAACAGUGGCAGUCAAACAGGGAUUGCUGUUUGUUAAGCAUCUAGCAACAUUUUUUUCGUACGUGGAUCUAAUGAGUUACCAAGCUGCUCCAUCACGCACAGGCUGUACUCAAACUUCUACGAUCGUAUUUUAACAACAACGAAUCAUCAACCGGACUUUCCAGACAGCGGAGUAAAUCUGCUCUAACUAAUCAUCAUUUAUGGUGAUAGUUAGAAAAACUGGAAUAAAUUGGAAGUGAAUUAUAAUUUGUUUAGCAAGACGGGCAAGUCGCUUUUUUGAGGAAAUCUGCAUCUCCACAACUUUAAGAAAGAUCAAUUCCAUAAAGCAACGAUGGGAGCCGAUUCCCAGACGAAACCAAUACCGUGCUCCUCGAAAACCACCGAACUGAUCGACGCAACGAUGUCCGUGGCAAAUCAAACGAAGCCAAAUCACAGCAGUAUUCCCUCCCUGCGAGAACUACGCGACGAACUAGUCAGCUCCGAUUCCACCCUGAACGCCAAACAAUUCCAGAAAGUCCUAUCCACUUGUAGCAGUUUGGCGGACGCGGACGCGGAAGUGGACAAGAAGCUGAAGGAAAUCGGUUCGCACACACCCAUUCUGCCCUCGGAGAUUGGAACGGAUUUCAACUUCAAGCGGGAAAUUGUGUGGAAAAAUGUGAUAGGUUUCGCGGCCCUGCAUAUAUGCGCCUGGAUAGGACUACACCUGUCAUUCUGGCGGUACUGCGACUGGCGGACGACAUUGUAUACUGCUUGGUUGAUGUACAUGUCCGGCCAAGGAGUCACGAUGGGAGCUCAUCGGUUAUGGGCACACAAAGCGUUCAAGGCAAAACUUUGGCUUAGACUGCUACUCCUGUGGUUACAUACGCUAGCCGGCCAAAACUGCCUAUACGUGUGGGUGCGUGACCAUCGGCAGCAUCACAAAUUCUCCGACACCGAUGCCGAUCCGCACAAUGCCAACCGUGGUUUCUUUUUCUCCCACGUAGGUUGGCUGCUGUCCCGUAAACAUCCUAAGGUCAUCGAAUACGGAAAGAAGAUCGACAUGUCCGACCUGGAAGCCGACCCGUGGAUCAUGUUCCAAAAAAAUCACUACAAACUACUGUACACCAUCUUCGCCUUGUUCGGUCCGACUGCCAUUCCGGUACUGUGCUGGGGUGAAAGCCCGUGGUACGCUCUGUUCGUUGCCUUCUUCCUGCGCACCGUGCUAAGCCUGAACGGCACUUGGUCGGUGAACAGCGCCGCCCACAUGUUCGGAACCCGUCCGUACGACAAGACAAUCUGGCCCGUAGAGAAUAUGUUCGUGUCGUUUGUGGCCGUCGGUGAAGGCUGGCAUAAUUACCAUCACGCAUUCCCGUGGGACUACCGUGCAUCCGAGUACGGAACGCCAUUGAAUCUCACUGGAACGCUGAUCGAUAUCCUUGCCAAGUAUGGACAGAUUUGGGAUCGAAAAACCGCUACGUCCAACAUGGUCAAAAACCGAGUGCUUCGCACCGGUGACAAGUCCCACCAUACCUACGGAACGGACGAGGGUCGCAGUGCCUUCACCACCAUGUUCGGCAUCUGGCGACAUCCGUUGAACCCGUCGUACAAUUCGAUCUACACCCCGAAACCGAAGAUCAUUCAGAGCGACGGCUACGCGCUCGGGGAGGAGGAACUCAAAAAGUCGGAAAUGGACGACGAGGUGCUGCAACGGGAAGCGGAAGAAUUGCUCCGUCGACAACAGGAGGAGGAAAAUCAGAAGACUGAAGCAAACAAAAUCUACAGCAAGCUGUCCCAGUACAUCAAGGACCAGCAACAUCUACCCGGUGAAGUGUCGCUUGACGAUCAGACGGCGGAGAAGAAUGGCAAAUGCCAGCUGAACGUGGAUGGCAAUGAGAAUGUGAUAAAGCGGAAGAAUGUGACAGUGCAGUAGUUUGGCCGAAAAGUUAUCGAAAAGAUUUGUUAACUACUGAAAUCACAAAGAAAUCGUUUUACACUUACCCUUAUUGGUAUCGAAAUAACUGUUUGUGGUAGAUUCCUGUGUGUACUAAUGUUAAAUUAUCGGGACGUGUGAUUUAUUGUGCUCUGAUAUUUUCUAGAUUAGUUGAGAAGUAAAAUUAGGUCUAAUGAUGAUACAAAGAGUGAGCCGUAGAGAAAUGUAUAGCUCUGACUUUAGGCAAAUCCAGUUGAUUCCGUGAUCUACCUAAUGAAUGUAGAAUUUUACUACUAAUUUGCUGGACACUUAUGUACCUUUUGGUCAUUGUUGCGGUGAAAAAAUGCAUUGCGUGCGUAAACCAUUAUAAGAAUAGUAUCAGUGUUAAGAGCUUUGUGAGGAAAGCUACCUUCACAUGUUUCAAUUACUUAUGCUAGGAAGCAUGGCAUAUCGGCAGUAGAUAUGACAUACAAAGAAAUACAAAAAGAAACCAAAUAAUUUGUUUUCUUAAAAUCUGA